AGAGAAUCUCCAACAGAUGGAUCAGCUUACAUAUUUGGGAAAAAUAUUCGCUCCAAUCCAAAGGCAGCUCGUCAGCACAUUGGUUUUUGUCCACAGUUCGAUGCUUUGCUAGAAUUUUUAACUGUCCAAGAGCAUCUUAAGAUUUAUGCAAAAAUAAAAGGGGUGUCAGAUUAUCGGAUAGAUGAUUAUAAGAUGGAAGACACUGCUUAGUUUUAAUUGCCGAAAUAGGCUUCUGCUUACUGGCACUCCAAUCCAAAUUAAUAUGGCAGAGUUGUGGGCCUUACUACAUUUCAUUAUGCCAACCUUAUUUGAUAGUCACGAACAGUUUAAUGAGUGGUUUUCUAAAGGAAUUGAGAGCCAUGCAGAACAUGGUGGUACUUUGAAUGAGCACCAGCUUAACCGAUUGAUUAUGUCCUCAUCUUCUGGUACCCUUCUUCUUGCGGAAGUUCUUGGACGUCUUGCUUCAAAGCCACUAGGCAGUGCUAUCAUUCAUAGCUUAAUUGGAUUCUUCACAGAUAGGCUGGCAGAUUGGAGAGCAUUACGUGGGGCUCUUGUUGGGUGCUUAGCAUUACUGAGGCGAAAAAGUGAUGUUGGUGUAGUCUCUGCCACUGAUGCAAAAGCAGUUGCUGAGGUGUACUUUAAGACCCUACAGGUGCAGUCUUUAGGUCAGCAUGACAGGAAGCUUUGUUUUCAGCUUCUGAAAUUCGUCUUAGAAUGCUAUCCCAAUGAGGUUGCUUCCUUGGAUGAACUCCUUCUAUAUGGAACCUGUGAAGAUGUUGAUGGAGAGAAGGAUCCUCAUUGCUUGUUGCUAGCAUUUGACAUCAUUCGUGCACUGAUUCGACUAUUUCCAGAUCCUAAUGGGUCGCUAGAAAAUUUUUCUGGAGAGCUUUUUGAAACUUUGAGCAGUUACUUUCCCAUUCAUUUUACUCAUCCAAAAGGAGAGGACACUGAUGUCAAAAGAGAUGAUCUUGCAAGGGCUCUAAUGGUAGCUUUCUCAUCAACACCUCUUCUUGAGCCAUAUGUCAUUCCCUUGCUUCUUGAAAAACUCUCUUCUUCUCUGCCAUCAUCAAAGGUUGAUUCUUUAAAGUAUCUGAGCUAUUGCUCAUUGAAGUAUGGAGCAGACAGGAUGGCCAAACAUGCUGGAGCUAUUUGGAGUUCAAUUAAAAGUGAAAUGAGUACUUCAGUAAAAGAGCCUACUGAAGCUGUUACAUCAGAAUCAAUAAAUGGUCUUGGGUUUCAGGAAAAUGAAAUUGCAGCAGAAGCUUUAGUGCUUAUGGGAAAAGUUGUCUUGCAAAAUAACGAUUUAUAUUUAAGUUUGAUUCUGGAUGAUGAAGACAUUAGUAGCAUUUUCAACAUCAUCACAAGUUAUAGGAGUUACAAUAAUAUCCCAUUGGAAGGUAAAGAAAGGCUACAUGUUGUUGGUCAUAUCCUAUUUAUUACCUCAAGAACUUCCAUUGUUUCCUGUAAUAGAGUGCUUGAAACUUUUUUUCCCCACUUGGUGGAGAUUCUGGAAAGAAAUUCAUCUAGGGAUCACUUCCUAAAUUUUGGAGCUCUAUAUCUCUGUGUGGAACUCCUUGCUGCGUGUAGAGAUUUGAUUGUAGACUCUGGAGAACUUGCUUCUAACUCUAUUUCAACUCACGAGGCAUGCUGUUGCAUCAUUCGAAACUGUUUUGAUUCACUAAUUCAUAUUCUCUGCUCUACCCUUGUUGCAACUGCUAAUGAAGCUGUUCAUGAUGUGGAUAUUUACAUUAUAAAGAAUUUUAGCAUUAAACAUUUUAUUAUUGUAUGGUUUUUUUCUAGUUUAUUUCUAAUAUAGAACAUUUAUAAUAACUAAU
Humulus lupulus (European hop) is the source of this 1835-nucleotide messenger RNA. RefSeq names its product MMS19 nucleotide excision repair protein homolog. Gene Ontology annotation, molecular function: ATP binding; ATP-dependent chromatin remodeler activity. Bases 182 to 1816 code for a protein of 544 amino acids. Gene Ontology annotation, cellular component: cytosolic [4Fe-4S] assembly targeting complex. The transcript has 11 exons. The record is from RefSeq and is a predicted model, not a curated record. Gene Ontology annotation, biological process: iron-sulfur cluster assembly. NCBI's taxonomy places the organism in Eukaryota, Viridiplantae, Streptophyta, Magnoliopsida, Rosales, Cannabaceae.